Diutina rugosa is the source of this 1095-nucleotide messenger RNA. It is a transcript of the gene TFA1, whose product is annotated as transcription factor TFIIE subunit. NCBI's taxonomy places the organism in Eukaryota, Fungi, Ascomycota, Pichiomycetes, Serinales, Debaryomycetaceae. Gene Ontology annotation, biological process: transcription open complex formation at RNA polymerase II promoter; transcription initiation at RNA polymerase II promoter. Bases 1 to 1095 code for a protein of 364 amino acids. Gene Ontology annotation, cellular component: transcription factor TFIIE complex. The record is from RefSeq and is a predicted model, not a curated record. The transcript has a single exon.
AUGGACGAUACCAUCAAACACCUUCUUCGCUUUGUUGCCCGGGGAUUUUACCUGACCCAACAUGUCCUAAUUCUCGAUGCGGUGAUGCUCCAUUCGGUCCUUUCCGAUGACGAUCUCUUGUUCUUGUUAGAGAUCAAGAAGAAGGAGUUGCGAGCCUACUGCAACAAAUUGGUCGAUGACCGUUUGCUUCUGACUCAUAUCCAGAAAGAAGAACAUCCACAACAACGGGCGAUUUCUCGUACCUACUACUAUAUCCAUAUCACUGAAGCGAUCGAUGCCAUCAAAUGGAAAGUGCACUCGUUAGUCAACACCUUGAAGAACGAAAUGCUGAACUACGGCAACCCUUCGGGCUACGUUUGCAAGCGUUGUAAUCGUAAAGUCAGUCAGCUUGACGCCAUUUCCAUGCUUUCCGAUGAUAAAACCGAGUUUAUUUGCGAUGUGUGCAAUGGUGUUCUCGUGGAAGACGACUCUAGUCAACAAGCGCAGAUCAAGCAAGAAAAGCUCGAGAAGUUGCUGACACAAAUCGAUCCUAUCAUUUCCUACCUCAAGAAGAUCGAUGAGUCGCAAGUUCAAGACAACGAUUACGAUCAGGCUAUGAUAAAGAGAAUUCCCGCUCAACCCACUGCCAACCAAGGCCAAUUUGGUGGCCGCAGCCGCAAGUCCAACAUGCUGUCACUGUUGGCCCAGGACGCAUCGAGAGCACAAGCAACCUUACAAGUCUCGAUCACCGCCAACGACAAAGACGACGAGCGCGAACAAGAAGAGAAGGAGCAAAGACGGCAAAAAUUGGAGCAAAAUGCCUUACCUUCAUGGCAUUCAGAGUCUACUGUUGGUCAACUGUCGCUUGGCAAGUUCACCGAAGAGGAGCAAAUUUCCACUACCGAUGAAGUCAAGCCAGUUCUCAAAUUGGAAGAUGAUGAGGAUGUCAAGCCGCAAGUGGCUGACACAACCAGUUUCCAACCUUCCAACCUGGAAAUCAAGGACAAGGAGGCCCAAGAUGCAUUGGCUGCAUACUACGCACAAUUGGCUCAACAGAAUGCCGACGACGACGAUGAAGAUGAAGAUGAUGAUGAUGACUUUGAUGACUUACUUUGA